CUGGUAUCGGAGGUCCCGGAAGCGUCGCCGGGACCGUUGGCGAGGAUGGCGGAGAGUCCGGCGGCUGAGGACACGGCUGCGGCCACGGUGCUGGCGGCGCCCCCGGGCAGUGGCGGGAGCGGGAGCGGGCCAGGCCCUGGAGCGGGCGGCGGCGGGCCGGGUGUCUUCCUGCCUGCCGAGCUCUGGGCGGUGGCGGGACUGGCCUCGGCCGGCUCUGGAGCGGGAAGCGGGGCCGCACCUGGAUUGACGUCGGCGGCUGGGAUCCCCCCUUCCGCCGCCGCUGCCGCCGGGGUACUGCUCUCGCACUCGGCCUUCUGGGACCCCACCUCCAGCGGCGACUGGGACGGGGAGAGGCCGAGUGCCGCCUGCCUGCUCCGCAUCAAACGAGAUAUUAUGUCAAUUUAUAAAGAGCCGCCUCCUGGAAUGUUUGUUGUGCCUGACCCCCACGAUAUGACCAAGAUUCAUGCGUUGAUCACAGGGCCCUUUGACACGCCUUACGAAGGGGGUUUCUUCUUGUUCCUGUUUCGCUGUCCUCCAGAUUAUCCCAUCCAUCCGCCGCGGGUCAAGCUGAUGACAACUGGGAAUAACACAGUGAGGUUUAACCCUAAUUUCUACCGCAAUGGGAAGGUCUGCCUCAGUAUUCUAGGCACAUGGACUGGUCCAGCCUGGAGUCCUGCACAGAGCAUCUCUUCUGUCCUCAUCUCUAUACAGUCCCUGAUGACUGAGAACCCCUAUCACAACGAACCUGGCUUUGAACAGGAGCGUCAUCCAGGAGACAGCAAAAAUUACAACGAGUGCAUCCGGCAUGAAACGAUCCGAGUCGCUGUGUGCGACAUGCUGGAAGGCAAAUGCCCUUGUCCAGAGCCUUUACGGGGAGUUAUGGAGAAAUCCUUCAUGGAAUAUUACGAUUUUUAUGAGGGGGCAUGCAAAGAGAGGCUCCAUCUCCAGGGACAGACGAUGCAGGAUCCCUUCGGCGAGAAGCGAGGGCACUUUGACUAUCAAUCUCUUCUGGUGCGUUUGCAAGGAAUCCGUCUGAAAGUGCAGGAAAAACACCAGCAGGAACACCCAGACAUAGACUCAGAGAGCAGCUCCUCUGAAACAGAGACGGACACACAAGGAAGCAUUAAGGCCUAGCCACCUCCCUGCCAUAUUCUUUGGGAAACCCAAGAGACAAUAAUGGGAGCUGCUGACUCUAGGCACUGUGGAGGCCCCUAGAGAGACCCGACAACCCGGCUGGAUGCAGAGCGGAGCGAGCACAGGUGGAGCAGUGUCACUUUUUUCCUUGCCUCCUUCAGUGCUCUGGUCUAAUGCUGUUAAACAAAAAGAGGAUUUGAUGCUAAACUGAACUGAACUUGUGACAGACAACUUUUUUGAAAAAUGGUCCGUUCUCUGCCGGAGACCUAAGAAAACCUGGCGUAAAAUGGUAUUCUGGAAGCUUCUGCGGCGUGUGGAGGGGGUAGGGUUUUGGUCCCCUCUUUGAAAAGAGCAUGAGGUGUAAAGCAUGUCUCCUCGUCCUGUUGUCUUUGUUUCACAACGCACCACAUAUUCCUCGCCCCUUCCUCCCUACUGGCUUCCAUACCGCGAUAGACUCGCAACUGCCAGAGUUUGUUGAAAGCACUUUUGACAGUUUGUAACAAGCCCUCCUCCUUCCUUUUCAAGUUUGGUUGUAGCAUCCCAGUAGGGGUUGGCAUUGCCUGUCCUAGACAGACCAAAGAGGAGUAAUUUCUGCUGGAACUAACUGGGCUUUAAGGUGAUUUUUUAAAAAGUUCUCAAAGCUUUACUCAGUUGUAGAGCACCCUCCCUCCCCUAACCUACUAGCAGAUUCAGGCAAGAAAGGAGUAAGAGAGACAACAAGGAAAGUUCUCAAUUUAUACACGUUUCUUCCUUGUGAGAAACCUUCAAAGGAGAAUUUUCUGCCGCUCAAUUAGGAAUUGCUUGUGGAGGUCAUGAUCAGUCCGGUGGUUCAUCUUCCCUCUCUUAUAAGUUCCAUAUAACUCAUAGAGGGAGCUUAAGGAAAAGGGUACAGGUAGCGCCAGUUCUGUACAACUGUCGACCCCAUUUGCAGGAGAGAAGAGGGUUGGUAUGUUGAGUAAUCACCGUUUUAAAAGUAAGGCUUAUUUGAAGAUGCAGCAGCAGUCCUUGCUGUUCGAGCAACUUGGGUGCCCAUCUUUUGGGAGCAGGGUCAAGUCUGAUGUUAAAGGAUGCAAGAAACAGAGGGAAUGUCAGUCCAAGUGGGACUGUAUGCCAAGAAAGGAAACAGAAUUGAUGGAAAUGCUGCAUUCGAAGGACUAGGUAUUCUGUCUGUUAAGUUGAAGUACAGAUUUCCACACAGUGUGGGUGUGAGUGAGAGAGUGAGUCACCUGCUGUAAAUCCCUUCUCUCAGAUUACUUCAUUGUGGUAAAAAACAAAGAGAAGGUUGCAAUCUGGAGAAGAUGCCUUCUGCAGAUUGAAUUCUGAAGCAUAUAUGGUUGUCCCACUAGCUAGCAAACCUUUUUAGUUCUGAAAGUACAAUAUCUUUCUAGGGAGAGAGUUUGGAAGCCUUUGGGGUGUGUGUGUGUUUGUUUUUGCUUCUAGAUUAUGCUUUUAAGGUGUUUGGAGACUGGCAGAUUUUCCUAACCCAUAAAGAUGCAUGCUCUCAUCCAGCAAACAAAAGCAGGUUUUUGCUGGCAGAUCGGCUGUGGUGGGUGCACAAAGGAAGGCUUUCAUUCAGCUAACCCAGUAAUGCAUACAGAAUCACAUCGGGUUUCCCUCUCCCGUCUUUCCCACUUGUCUUUGGAAGCCUGUAGGCUAGGUGGGGCUGCUGUCUGCAGGCAUAGCAGCACACCCAGUCCUCCCACAGCUCCUGCACCAAUCUGGUUAGUGGAGGAAGGGACAUUGCUGGUUUACAACCACUCAUGAACCUUCCUGUUAGCAAACAAACUUCCACAGAUCUGCUUUUGGAAGUGGGGUGGAAAUGUACCUCCCCUCGCAAGCUGCUGCAGAGGAGAAGAUAAUCUCCAAGGGUAUUAAUAGCAGGUGGAAUUAAUAAUAAUAAAAAGAUUUCUUGUGUAACUUUGCAUUUAGAUGCCUUGUGGAGACCUCAUGAGGUGAACUAACCUAUCAUGUUUCUUUUAAUCUCCUUGGGUGUGAUCCAGCAAAAGUUAGUCGUGCUUGAACCCCUGUUGAAAUCAAUGGGACUUGAGUGAUCGGUUAAGCUCUUCCAAGUCCCACUGCAGUCAAUAAGUAGGCCAAAUAUUCUCUGGACUGUGUCAGUUUGCAUAUUUGGCUUUUCUCCAGUCUAGUCACCAAGGUUAGUGGCACUCUGGGUACAGAGUACCUGUGAUUCAGAGAUCUCCAUUUCAGAUGCAUGUUGGCUGUUGAACCAUUUCAUAUACAUUUCUGUUUCAAAGCAAAACAUGAAAAUGCCUUAUGUGGUUCUUUUUUAAAACAAUGCAGCUCGCAUGUGGAUGUAAGAAAAAAAAAGGAAUAUGGUUUUCUAGCUGCCCCAUAGCCAUCUGUUUACUGAAUGUGUCCAUUUUCAAAAGUGACAAUCUUAGAUGACUGAGCUAGACAAAUGUUUUAGUGACAGAAUUUUUAGGCCUAACAAGCUAAAAAAAAUGCACAAGGGUAAGUAAAGAAACCUUGUUUAUAUACAAUUGUACAUAAAGUUUUUUUGUGCAAUAAAGUUUGUUUUG
Molecule: messenger RNA, 3674 nt
Organism: Eublepharis macularius
Lineage: Eukaryota; Metazoa; Chordata; Lepidosauria; Squamata; Eublepharidae
Gene: UBE2Z
Product: ubiquitin conjugating enzyme E2 Z
Exons: 7
Coding region: 46-1134 (362 amino acids)
Biological process (GO): negative regulation of apoptotic process
Cellular component (GO): nucleus
Molecular function (GO): ubiquitin conjugating enzyme activity; cysteine-type endopeptidase inhibitor activity
Source: RefSeq, a predicted model, not a curated record